AUGAUUGGGUUCAAGAUUGGAAUUAUUUAUCUUCUUCAUAUAAUUAUACAAAAAACAGUAUAUGCAAGAAUACAUACAAAUCAAUGGUUAGUACGUUUGAAACAUGAUGGAGACAACAGAGAUCAGUUAACACAUUCAGCAAACAAAAUAGCCAGAGAACUUGGUUUCAUGCCAUUGAAUUAUCAUAAUUAUGGUGAACCAAAUGAAUUUGUAUUUAAGCAUUUAGGCCUACCACAUGCACGUGGUACACCAAGCCAUAUUCAUAAUGAACGCUUAAAUAAACAUCCACAAGUAGCGAAUGCUGUACAAAUUGAAGGAUUUGUUCGUAGGAAACGUGGUUUCCGUCCAUUAUCUUCUGAUGGUUUAAGUCGAAUAGACCUACCAAAAGCAAGAGUACUAUCAGAUAAAGAAGAAGAAUUAAGUGAACUGAGAAGUAGAACAGAUCCAUUAUUUUCAAAGGAAUGGUAUUUACACAAUGUAGGUCAAGCUGAUGGUGUUCCUGGAUUGGAUUUAAAUGUACUGUCUGCAUGGUCACAAAAUAUCACCGGUCGUGGAGUGAUUACCGCCAUUAUGGAUGAUGGUGUGGACUACUUACAUCCGGAUAUAGCAGAAAAUUAUGCGGUAGAGGCAAGUUAUGACUUUUCAAGUAACGAUGCCUUUCCGUAUCCUCGGUAUACAGAUGACUGGUUUAACAGUCAUGGUACACGAUGUGCUGGUGAAGUUUCUGCUAUAGCUGGAAAUGGUAUUUGUGGUGUUGGCGUUGCACCGGGUUCCAAAGUGGCUGGACUACGAAUGUUAGAUCAGCCGUAUAUGACUGAUUUAAUUGAAGCAGCUGCAAUGGCUUAUGCACGUGAUCUUAUAGAUAUAUAUUCAGCUAGUUGGGGGCCUACAGAUGAUGGAACAACUGUUGAUGGUCCAAGAAAUCAGACUAUGCGUGCUCUUGUUGAUGGCGUAAAUAAUGGUCGUAAAGGUAAAGGAAGUCUUUAUGUUUGGGCAUCAGGAGAUGGUGGAGAGAAUGAUGACUGUAACUGUGAUGGUUAUGCAGCAAGUAUGUGGACAAUAAGUAUUAACUCUGUUACAAACGAUGGUCAUACAGCUGUUUAUGAUGAAUCUUGUGCUUCAACACUUGCAUCGACAUUUUCAAAUGGUAAAAGUCCAUUUGUUCAUGAUGCUGGAGUAGGAACUAUUGAUUUAUACGGAAAUUGUACACUUCAUCAUUCAGGUACAUCAGCAGCAGCACCAGAGGCUGCUGGUGUUUUCGCUUUGGCAUUAGAAGCUCAACCAGAACUCACUUGGAGAGAUGUACAACAUUUAACUGUGCUUACAUCGAAACGUAAUCAUCUAUACGAUAGACAACAUAAUCAUAAUUGGACAAUCAAUGGUGCUGGUUUAGAAUUCAAUCACUUAUUCGGUUUUGGAGUACUAGAUGCUGGUGAUAUGGUACAUCUAGCAAAAAAUUGGAAAACUGUACCUGAACGCUUUCAUUGUAUUGCUGGAACAUUUAAUGGACGCAAGAUUGCACGUCUUGGUGAACCGAUUCGCUUAGAAUUGAAUACUGAUGCAUGUAUGGGAAGUCCAAUAAAUCAAGUAAGUUUAUGUACUACAUAUAUUUUAUCUAAUAACAAAAACAAACAAUACUCUUAAACGUAUGUUCUUGGUGAAAAGAUUUUCAAGUGAAAUGAUAUUUUCAGUUUGAAAAUUUAAUUUACAAUUUACAGCUGACACAGUUCGAGGUGAAAUCUCACUACAGUUUCCUUUGGAAACCAAAAUUAUGCAAAUUACAAUAUAUAUAUGGUCUGCUUGAUCUUAUUCAGUGAUGAUCAAGAAAGCCAGCAUAGCUGUACAUACUACUGAUUGACAGAUUUCAGUAGUUGGAUACUACUGAUAUCAAAAACACUUAGUGCUUGCUAGUCGGAUCAAAGUGAUCUAAACACCGGUUGGUCGUUUGUCUGGAGCUCAGCUCAUCAGUGGUGAUGCCUAGCUACUUAUUAAUCAACCAGCAGCAUGUAACAUUCUCGAGAAAUAUUGAUUCGUUAUAUCAUCACGAUUAAUUUAUCGAAGUGAAAUAGAAUAAUUCCUGCAAAGAUUCGUCGAUGUUCUUGUCGAUAUCUAGAAUUGAAGUUAAGAAGGAAAAUAACCUUAAUCUUGAGGUGUCAAAUAGCUUAGCUGAAACAUCGUUAACUGAAGCAGUGAGUCACUUUGCAGAUACACCUUAUUGAUAAGUGCCAAUAAGUACGA
Molecule: messenger RNA, 2238 nt
Organism: Trichobilharzia szidati
Lineage: Eukaryota; Metazoa; Platyhelminthes; Trematoda; Strigeidida; Schistosomatidae
Source: the annotation of a GenBank genome assembly